AUGUUCUCUUCCUCUUCCCCUUCUAUAGUAGUAAGUAGUAACAGACCCUCUAUAUAUUUAGACUCUCUAAAACAAUUACUAGUGUUCACCUCGUACCAGCCUCACUCACAUUCUCUCAGGUUUUAUCCUCUCUCGAAAAAGAUUUUUAGCAAAGAUGACGAAGAACUACCCAACAGUGAGCGAAGACUACAAGAAGGCUAUUGAGAAGUGCAGGAGGAAGCUCAGAGGCUUGAUAGCUGAGAAGCACUGCGCACCUAUCAUGGUCCGCCUCGCAUGGCACUCUGCUGGAACAUUUGAUUGUGUCACAAAGACUGGUGGUCCCUUCGGAACAAUGAGGUUUACCGAUGAGCAAGCUCAUGAGGCCAACAGUGGUAUCCAGAUUGCUCUUGGGUUGUUGGACCCCGUCAGGGUCCAGUUCCCUACCAUCUCCUUUGCUGAUUUCCAUCAGCUUGCUGGUGUUGUGGCCGUUGAAGUCACUGGUGGACCUGAAAUUCAAUUCCACCCUGGAAGAGAGGACAAGCCCCAGCCACCUCCAGAGGGUCGUCUUCCUGAUGCUACAAAGGGUUGUAACCACUUGAGAGACGUCUUUGCAAAGCAGAUGGGUUUGACUGACAAUGACAUCGUCGCUUUAUCUGGUGCCCACACUCUGGGGAAAUGCCACAAGGAUAGGUCUGGCUUUGAAGGUGCUUGGACUUCAAACCCUCUUAUUUUCGACAACUCUUACUUCAAGGAACUCUUGAGCGGUGAGAAGGAAGGUCUUAUUCAACUUGUCUCUGACAAGGCGCUAUUGGACGAUCCCACUUUCCGUUCUUUGGUUGAGAAAUACGCUGCUGAUGAGGACGCCUUUUUCUCUGAUUACGCUUUGGCCCACUUGAAGCUUUCUGAGCUCGGGUUUGCUGAUGCUUGAGCUGUGACAUGUGUGUGUCUCCCAAGACUUAGAGAGCUGCUUUAAUUUGAGGGUCUGGGAUUUGCAUUGCAUUUGAACUUUGCCAUUUGAUUGCUUAAUGUAAUCUCGGAUUUGCGUAGGGUUUUCUUUUGUUGGGCGUCUUAUGAUUUUCAAGUUGAUACGUUUUGCUUUUGCUGGUUAGACAUUCAAAUAAAUCAAAUUUUUUGCACUAUAUUUUAUUCUUUUCUUA
Molecule: messenger RNA, 1136 nt
Organism: Brassica rapa (field mustard)
Lineage: Eukaryota; Viridiplantae; Streptophyta; Magnoliopsida; Brassicales; Brassicaceae
Product: L-ascorbate peroxidase 1, cytosolic-like
Biological process (GO): hydrogen peroxide catabolic process; cellular response to oxidative stress; response to reactive oxygen species
Cellular component (GO): chloroplast
Molecular function (GO): peroxidase activity; heme binding
Source: RefSeq, a predicted model, not a curated record